AUGCUCUGUUCGGGUCGACUUUUGGCGGUUUCGUUUCCAGUAAACCGGUAUUCCCCGUACAAUUUACAGAGCUCCAGCUCCAGAUUCAGCUACGCAAGCCCCAAAUCGAUCUCCAGAUGGCGAUCAAUGACGUCCGAGCCCGAGUCCUCUUCUUUUGCUCCUUCUAUCGACUCCGAUCCCACUGAUACAAACCCCGCCGGAUUCUGUAUCAUAGAGGGGCCUGAAACAGUCCAAGACUUUGCCAAAAUGGAGUUGCAAGAGAUUCAGGAUAAUAUUCGAAGUCGACGCAACAAAAUUUUCUUGCAUAUGGAGGAGGUUCGCAGGCUGAGGAUACAACAGAGGAUUAAAAGCGCAGAGCUUGGAAUGUUAAGUGAAGAUCAAGAAAAUGAACUUCCUAGUUUCCCAUCUUUCAUUCCAUUCUUGCCUCCCCUGAGUUCAGACAACCUUAAGCAGUAUUAUGUUGUUUGUUAUUCAAUUAUUAUGGCGUUUAUCCUUUUCGGUGGCCUCCUAGCACCCACUUUGGAGUUGAAACUGGGAAUAGGAGGCACCUCAUACAAAGAUUUUAUAGAAAGUGUGCAUCUGCCAUUGCAGUUGAGUCAAGUUGAUCCCAUAGUGGCAUCCUUCUCUGGAGGAGCAGUUGGUGUCAUCUCCGCAUUGAUGAUUGUUGAAAUCAACAACGUAAAACAGCAGGAGCAGAAGAGAUGCAAAUAUUGUGUUGGAACUGGAUAUCUCGCUUGUGCCCGCUGUUCAAGCACAGGAACCCUGGUUCUUACUGAACCAAUAUCAGCAGUUGAUGGAGAUCAGCCCCUAUCACUGCCGAAAACGGAAAGAUGUUCAAAUUGCUCAGGAGCGGGAAAGGUAAUGUGCCCUACAUGCCUUUGCACGGGAAUGGCGAUGGCAAGCGAACAUGACCCUCGGAUCGAUCCCUUUGAUUAG
Messenger RNA from Prunus armeniaca (apricot), 936 nucleotides. NCBI's taxonomy places the organism in Eukaryota, Viridiplantae, Streptophyta, Magnoliopsida, Rosales, Rosaceae. The record is from the annotation of a GenBank genome assembly.